CAGAUUAAAAAAAAUGCCUCAAAAGUAGAUAAACAUGUACUGUUAAGUUAUUUAUUAUUGUUCAACAAACGCCUUGAAUUUGAUUUUUUUAAUCUCCAUCCAAAAUUCCCACGUGCAAGAGCCAAGCCAACUCCUUGAAAAUUUGUAGCAUUUGCAUAUUACCACAGAGAUAAACCUAACCUCAAAUCACUGUCUUAAAUUAAAAAGCCUAAGAUUCAGUGCUUUGAAAUACAUUAUCUUAACGUUCUGCUGACAUAGUAUAGAAGCGUCGGCAGCGUUUGCUUUCUAGGUUUCUAGGCUCGUUGCGGGCUCAUAAUUUACUAGACUUGUUACGAUAAUGCACCGCAGGCUAUGAAACAUGGAUCAUGCAUCAUUCUUCUCUGAAGCAACCUUAAUUGAAAUAGGUGUAUAUACCAUACUAUGGGGAAUAGACCUUUUCACGGUUUAUGAUGCCAUCUUGGCUGGGGGGCAAAACACAGCUAAAAUAACAGUGAAUGUAUGGGAUUUUGGCCCACUUGAACUGCUAUAACAUUGCUAGAAAGAGGCAGAUUUUGACAGUGAAAUGAAUUCUAAGACAUUUGUACUGAGAUUAUUUUCAUGAAAUAUAAAGAAGAGAUUCAGGUUAUAACGACCGUAAGCAAAUUUUUAAGAUUUCAUACAAACCCUCCUAAUCAACAUUAUGCAAAUUACCAUGAAAUUGGAAACCACAAGAGAAGAUUUAUAAUUCGAAUUUAUGGACAUUGUAAAAUCUUUACAGUGUGAUCACACGAACUGAGGCCACCCAGACAACAGUUGGAGACAAAUUUUGAAACUAGCCAAUUUCAAAAAUACAUUGUGAACCAUUUUUCUCAGGCAUAUAAAAAUAAGGAAUCGUGAUGUUUGUGUAACUAAAUCAAGCUGAUUAAUGUUUUGACAUCAUCUGGGUUGGCCGAAAUCAAAGCCAGCAGCAAAGAAAUUUUGAACUAUGUGAACUUUAGGUGACGGCCACUGAUUUCACAACAAGCUGUGCUCAGUGCCAAGUAAAUUGCAAAGUCGGUGAUUAUAAAGAUAUGGGGCAGGUUAGUGCAAACUACAACGCAAUGCAUUCACCCAGCUUAGCCUGCAAAAACAAAACUGAGAAUGACUCUAGACUGCUCAAGAAUAGCGAAGGAAAUCGCCAUGUUUAGUGGAAUUUUUGUUGAGGGAAGGAGGCAGACAUUGCUUUAUUCUUGCAAGUGACAAAAAUGAGAAAGAUCAGAAAAAAUCUUUGAAGCAAACUAGUUGAUGAUUGCCCCAAACUGGGUAACCCCCCAAAAAAACAGAAACAAACUAAUCGAUUGAAAUCCACCAAUCACAAACCAUGACCUUUUGAAUUCGUUCAAGUUAACAUCUGUUUCCUAGGGGGUCGGUUAAAAUGAUUGACGGGGCAGAAAAACCCACAAUUCCUUAGAACAAUAACAACAAUCUUUGGUGAGCAGCUGUUGCCUUUCUAUAGUUCGGACUGUUCAAAAUUUCUUUACUGCUGGCUUUGAUUGCGGCCAACCCAGAAGUUGUCAAAACAUUUUUCACCUUGAUUUAGUCACACAGACGUUCAUGUGGUUGCACUGUAAUAGCCUUAUUUUCUGUAGAAUAAAUGAUAUCAAUAAAACUAUUUAAAGAAGUGGCAAAUGUUGGAAAUCCACCUCUUUGUAGCAGCGUUAUAGCGGUUCCAAGUGGGCCAUACUUUCACUGUAAUUUUAGCCGUGUUCGCCCCCCAGCCAAGAUGGCGUCAUAAACUGUGAAAAGGUCUAUUGGCCAUUGUUUCGGAAGACAAUAAGGUGGAUACAUAAUUAAUGAGACAGGAUGCAUAAUUAAUAUAUGGGGUUCUACAGAAAUUUUUCCAAUAAUUGUCCUCGUAGCACACGGCAUCAAGCGUUUAUAUUUCGAGCCAUAGGUCCCCGUUAUUGCCCUUUUUUUCGUACAGAAAACUGUUAAAAUUAUUUUAGUUUCAUGUAUCAGUUGUAAGGUUAUUAAAGUUCACGUUUAAAAUUUGAGUUAGAGUUAAAAUUACUGCUUACCAAAAAAAUGUCCACUUCUCAACUGAAUAGAAAAUGCCCUGCUUCCAAACGGCUUAAAGAUUCAGAACUUUUACAACAAGUCAUUACUUAUCUUCGUUGCCUUGAUAAUCAGCGGCCAUGUUGGAUUUAGUGGUUACCCAGACUCCUCUCAAUUAAAAUUUUGCUGAUAGGGGAUGGGUAGGGAGAAUAACGUACGAGAGGGGUUUGCGGAAGAAUCAAAGAAGAAGGCAUGAAAGGCACUUAUUUUCUUUUGACCCUGCUAUCCGGACCAAAAAUUUCCGCAAACUACUAUAUUUUUCCUUGCUUUUAGUUCAAACUGCUGGCACAAGAAGAGGCAUGUCCGUAUAUUGCGAAGCUUCACCCCUGUCAGGAGAUUCUAGCUUACAAACUAGAAAGGAUCAGCUUUGUUGGAGAGCUUACUUCGUUUAAUACCAAUUCAACUAUAAAUGGGCAGCUCUUUGCAAAAGGAGAAAAAAAAUUCUCGUUACGCCGUUUACGCUUUUUUUCAAUCUGUUUGUUGAAUGGUGUCCUGCAUUUAGGAUUAUAUUCCGCCGUUCAAAGCAAACGAAAAGUAGCCUGCGUAGCAGACGCUUGGAAGUAGUAAAGCCCUCGACUGAAGCCCUUCCUCCCCCACCAUCCCCACCUUUUGAGGACUUUUUAGUGGUUGAUUAAGACACAGUAAAAUCCCAAGACUAAGAACCUGACCUGCAUUUUCCCAAGUUAGCCUAAACAAAUUCUUACAUAAAUGGAAAUUAGCACAAAUUUAGACUAUUUUGGUUGUUAAAUAAGUUCUUAUUAUUCUUAAGUUGUAGCUAAGAGCACUUAGUGGCCUUCACCUCAUUCGUUAGCAUUCCUUAACUUGCAUACCAUUACAAUUGCAGUUGGAGAACUAAGGCACCUACAUCUCUAUAGGGAUCCUGAAUGUUGCCUGUCUUAUUUGCCAAGUGUACAGAAUUUGUUUUUAGAUUUUAGAAAAUAAGAACCUGUUUCAAACUUUAGGCUUAACAGUGACUUAACAGGGUCUUGUACAGAGGAAGCCUAACUGGCAAAUUUUAGCCUGACAGGUUCUUAAAAACCAGAUUUUUAGUCGCGGGUGUUUACUGUACACAGUAACUGUUUUUUUUUUUUUAUCAUGGUCUAAUGGGAAAUUGUGGUUCACCAAAUUUCAUCUCAUUCAGACUGAUAAGUUUAUUAUUAACAGAAUUUGUUAAAUAAGUGCUUCUAUGUGGAUCACUUUUUGUCGUCAUUGCUGUCAUUAGAGACUGUCACUUAUUGAGAGACCUCCAGAGUAGUCGUUAGGAGACUAGGAACAUCGUUGACUGAAAAAGCCAUAAAGUCAUAAAGCUGUUAAAUGUAGCCUGCGAAAGGCAGGCGUUUCUCCUCGCUUAACGUCGCUGAAAGACUAUGUUAAAUGCAACUGCUAAGAAUCACAUAAAUUAAUUUUUAAUGAGAAGGCCAGACUGAACAAGUGGCUGAACUAAUCGCCAAGAAUCUGCAAAAUGUCGCUGAUAACCCCGGUGCCCGCGGGAGGGCUUGCCCGCAGGCUAAAAAAUAGUGUCCUGCAAGCAAGCUCUCCAUAUUUUGGGAAUUAUGAGACGGGGAAAUCGUGCCUUAAUCUCGCGCUGCUCAAUCGCGCGUGAUUCUCGUCAUUUCAUAAUUUCUCUAAGAAGAGGAGAUUUGAAAAAACAAUUUUUUUUCUCUCCCUUCCCCCUUGAAAAAUUACCUUGUGGAUCCUUGUGCUAAAACAAAGUUAAUCAGCCAGGUGUAAAAUUUCGGCUAAUAUGUCGAAAAUAGAAAUGAAUGAGCCAAUCAGGUUGAGGAUCGUUUACAAGUUCAACCCCACUUGAGUAUUAUUGGGCUUAUAAUUAUCUCUUCCUCGAUCAAGUUUUCACGCCAUUUUAGAGGGCGAUUCUUUUGAGCUUACAGAGCUGGCCUCCAUUGUCCAGGCUGGUAAUUCUAUCGAUCACAAUGGCAGGGCUUGUAAAACCAAAGAAACGCGAAUGGAAAGAAACUAACAUGGCGCUUUUUGGAAGCGACACCGAAAGGGAAGUAAGUGCAAUGUGAGAUGUAGGGUCUAGUGAGGUUUAUAAUGUAUAUAUAAUGCAAUGUUGAAUUUUCUUGCGAAACUGUCCUUAGGAAACACCCUACAGCCGACACUAUCCAAGGAUAUAAAAACAAAAUAGCCAUAAGUCCUUAUGAAGGUGCAUGGGUCUUGUACGUACUUGCAAGAAUAUGCAUUAUAAGUACCGAAGUUUCACAUUUUAACGCGCUUUUCCAGUUGCUUAUAACACCAGCUUUGCAAAUUAGACCACCUGCAUGACACUAUGUAAACUGUCCGGCAGUGGCAUCAUUGGCGUUUGUUAUAAAUAUAAUAAAGGUUUUUGCGUUAGUCUGUCUGUUUGUUAAAAAGCCAAAUUAUGCAAAUAUUAGCCUCAAGAUAAUGUUGAUCUUAAAAACUCCUUGGUGGAUUAUAAAAGCUCUUAUGCAUGUUUACGUAAGACGAGCAUAUUUCAACACUCGUUUUGAAAUUGUAACGAUUCCCAACGCGGUGGAGUUGAAAAGAAUACCCAUGUAGAAAUGCAAAUGUGAAGAGUUUUGAUCAUAAGCAAAGCCUGGCAGUCACAUUACCUCGUCUGACGUUUUGUAUAAGGGAUUUCAAUUCAGCGUCUUAGCGCUGAACUGAUCUUACUGAUGCCACACCUUUUCGCUUUCAAUUUGAACUUGCUAACAAGUUCCGGCAAGGAUGUAAGAAGGAAAAGAGCUCACUCCCGUCCCCUCCCCCACCUCGAGAACUUCUAGGACCAUGAAAAUAGUGCAUUUAAACUUUCGUUUUUAUCAGUAUUCUGAAAGGCUGGAUGAUUUCUUAAUCAGAUUUAUUUCCGGUUUGCCCAAGGAAGUAAUUGAGAAGAAAGAAGAACAUCAUAAUCGCACCUGUCACGCGAUGAGUAGAUUUCGUGAGCUCGCGUUCUCUCCCUCAUUUUAA
Molecule: messenger RNA, 5019 nt
Organism: Porites lobata
Lineage: Eukaryota; Metazoa; Cnidaria; Anthozoa; Scleractinia; Poritidae
Source: the annotation of a GenBank genome assembly